GCGAUUCGGACGACCUGCUAUGCGAAGUUUCGACGCCACCUCUUUCGGCGGUUUCGCUCGCUUGCGAACGGAUCGGUUAUGAAGCAGCUGCGAUGUUGCAUCAAAUGAUGGGCGGAAAGCCAGCGCCGCAAGAGCCAAUCCUGGUUCCUCCUCAUGGCGUCACAAGCCGGCAAUCCACCGACUUCUUGGCGAUCGACGACCCGAUGAUCGUGCGGGCGUUGCGAUUCAUUCAGAAUCAUACGCAUCAUGGAAUCGGUGUGGACGAUAUUCUUCGAGAGGUGCCGCUUUCCCGACGAAGUCUGGAGAUUCAGUUCAAGUCUUACUUAGGACGCACUCCGGCAGAAGAAAUUCGCCGCGUUCAACUGGAACGUGCCAAAGAGUUGCUGUUGAACCGCGAUCUAUCGAUUACCGAGGUUGCACUUAGUUCCGGUUUCAGCAAUGCAACCCGGUUUGGUAUUGCUUUCCGAAAGAAGUUCGGCACGACUCCGCGUAACUUCCGGAAGAAGCUUCUCACCGACUAA
Symbiodinium sp. CCMP2456 is the source of this 521-nucleotide messenger RNA. NCBI's taxonomy places the organism in Eukaryota, Dinophyceae, Suessiales, Symbiodiniaceae. The record is from the annotation of a GenBank genome assembly.